Spodoptera litura is the source of this 2683-nucleotide messenger RNA. It is a transcript of the gene ScsbetaA, whose product is annotated as Succinyl-coenzyme A synthetase beta subunit, ADP-forming. Lineage: Eukaryota; Metazoa; Arthropoda; Insecta; Lepidoptera; Noctuidae. Gene Ontology annotation, cellular component: mitochondrion; succinate-CoA ligase complex. The record is from RefSeq and is a predicted model, not a curated record. Gene Ontology annotation, molecular function: succinate-CoA ligase (ADP-forming) activity; ATP binding; metal ion binding. Gene Ontology annotation, biological process: tricarboxylic acid cycle; succinyl-CoA metabolic process.
AGACUGCUGAUUCUGUCUGUAGUCUGUGGUAGUGCAAAAAUGGCGACUCUACUUCCCCGUCCUUUAGGUCUUGCCCAAACUCUUCUAUUGAAAAAUGGAAGUAAGCUAUUGGUUGCAUCUCUAAAUCAUCCUAGUCAACAACAAGUCCGUAACUUGAAUGUCCAUGAGUACAUAAGCUACACAUUGUUGCGUGAUCAUGGCAUUCCUGUACCCAAGUUCCAUGUGGCUUCCACACCUGAAGAAGUUGUCAAGUUUGCCACAGAGCUCAACACUAAAGACAUUGUGCUCAAAGCUCAGGUACUUGCUGGAGGCAGAGGAAAGGGCUACUUCAAAAGUGGCCUACAGGGUGGAGUCAAAAUGGUUGAUUCACCUGAAACUGCUGGCAAGUUAGCAAGCAAAAUGCUCAACCAGCUUUUAGUUACGAAACAGACUGGUGCUGCGGGCCGCAUCUGCAACAAGGUCAUGGUGACGGAGCGCAAGUUCCCACGCAGAGAAUUCUACAUCGCCGUCAUGAUGGAACGCAGCUUUAAUGGUCCUGUCAUUAUCGCAUCAUCUCAAGGUGGUGUUAACAUCGAGGAUGUUGCAGCUACAAACCCUGAAGCCAUCACUUAUGAACCUAUUGAUAUCAAACUUGGUAUUCAAGAUGAACAGAUCACACGUGUUUUGAAAAAGAUUGGUUUAGAAACUGCGGAAGCACAUGAUAUGGUAAAAAAGAUGUAUGAUCUUUUCCUGAAGAAAGAUGCGCUUCUGAUUGAGGUGAACCCUUAUGCUGAAGAUGCUAUUACUGGCAAAUUCUUCUGCUUGGAUGCUAAGUUCCGAUUCGACGACAAUGCAGACUACAGACAAAAAGAACUGUUCAGUUUGAGAGAUCUGACACAAGAAGAUCCCAAGGAAGUUAAAGCUGCUAAAUAUAACUUGAACUACAUUGCGCUAGAUGGUACUAUUGGGUGCAUGGUAAAUGGUGCUGGGUUAGCCAUGGCUACAAUGGACAUUAUCAAGUUGCAUGGCGGCGACCCAGCUAACUUCUUAGACGUCGGUGGUGGCGCUACCGCGCAAGCUGUUGCGGAAGCUUUCAGCAUCAUCCUGUUGGAUCCAGGUGUGACAGCUAUCCUUGUGAACAUUUUCGGAGGUAUCAUGAGGUGUGACGUCAUUGCCGAGGGUAUUGUGACGGCUGCCAAGAACCUUAACAUCCAACUGCCCGUCAUUGUCCGUCUCCAGGGUACAAAAGUGAAUGAGGCGAGAAAACUGAUAGCCGAAUCAGGACUCCGUCUGGUGCCACGCGAUGACCUCGAUGAAGCUGCCCAGCUUGUGGUACAGCUCGCCGAAAUUGUGACGCUCGCCAAGAAAGCUGGAGUUGAGGUGAAAUUUGACAUCCCUAAGUAUAUGUUGGAGAAGUAAAAGUAAUGCAGUAUUUUCAUAAACUUUACCAUUACUAUCUAAUUGGUCAUCAUUGUUGUAUAACGUAAUCCAGUCUAUCUUGCUGCUUGUAAUAUGAUACAAAUGAUUGUAAUACUUGGUAGUAUUCCAACACUCACUUUCAUGACUAGGGACAAUCAGCUGUCCUUCAUUCAUUGUGGCAUAUUAUGUUACAUAAAGGAUCAUGUUAUCUGUGAAAUGAUAAGGGAUGUUCCAGCCGCUAGUAGGAUGCUUGUUGGCACUGGGCUAUGGAAUAUACCUUGUCUAUGACAAAUUGCCAGAAGAAAAUAAAAGACAGUAUCCUAUCACAAACAUUGGAUCUGUAAAUAGUCUCCAGAAGGGUGCCAUCAGUCAUCAGUUCAAAUGUAAAUGACGUAAUGAGUCUUACAUCUUCAUUUCAGUUCAAUUAAACAGUGAAGUUCAUUAGUUACGCUUAUUACGAAGUGAAAAUACUGUAAACAUGCCAACAUAAUUAGUCAUUUCACAGAGAACUCUAACAUUGUAUAUGACAUUUUUGCAGUCUAGCUGUCCAUGUUACUAUGUGUUAUGGUUAUAUUUAUAUAUAUAUACGAGCAUAUGCUGAAGUACUUUGUGAUAUCUACAUGUGAACUAUUUAGCACUAUUAAUCGUAUUCAUAGAUUCCUACUGCACUUAGAUCAAAGUCAACCACUCUGUAGUUGAUAGUGAGUUGCUGAUCAGAUUUGUCAUUUAGAAACUGGUUGCAUUAUAGCCAAUUAGAUUAAAUAAAUGUAAUUCAUUGAUUUAUUUAUUGAACCACAUUUAGUAUAAGUGAAAAUGUUCGAUAUUACACACAUAAGAACUAUUGUUAUAAACGCAUUGAUGUUGUAGUGAAGUGUUAAAAUGCUUCAAGUUGUUAUAAAAUUGUAAUUUGCUAUAAUAUUAUUAUCGCGAACGUAAAUCGAUCGAGAAAAGUAUUUCAAUUGCCUAGCUAUUAAUUUACGAUCAUUGUAUGUAUUGUUAAUGUAAGUACGCCCUCGUCCGCAGAGGUGUACGAAACGUGUAACGACGCAAUAAUUAGUAUUGUGUACAUUAUGUACUGUAUGUAUGUUUAUUUGUAAAUAGCAACUUAUUUUAAUUUGCCACGUUAAGGAUCUCCACGGAGAUUUUUUUCGAAUAGUAAAGUACAACAUAUGGUAUCAACAGUCGAAUCCAAAUAUGUAUGUUUAGUGUAUUACAGUAUAAAUAUUUAUUUUUGGCUUCUUUUGAAGGAUAAACUAAUUUAAAUAAAUAUUAUUUUAGAUCUGUA